AGGAAUUUGAAUUCGGAGCCGACCCUUUGAGAAACCUGUGCUCAUUUGGUUUUAGAGAGUGGGGUAUUUUCCGGGGAAUUCCCUCUCGGAUUCUGGGAAAAUUAGAGAAACCUGUGCCCUCGGAUUCCGGGAAUUCCUUCGUUGCGCGUUCAUUCUUGGCAUAGGAGAAUGAUCAUGGGUUCCGCCGAGAACCUCGACGGCGGUAAUGAAAAAUUCUACGGAAAGGUGAGGAGUGCAUCAUCGGCAUCUGCCGAGAGGUGGGUCGUCCAGUCCAUUUGACCAUGUCUCCUCAGAGUGCAGAACCUUCGAUGCCCUAAUUACCAGAAGUCCUUUUACUCACAGGCAAGGCUUCUCCCUCUCUCCCGACAGCUUAGUUCUCUCAGUUUUCUUCUUUCCGUCGAGAUGUUCUCUGGUUCCCUUUUGCUGUGUCAUCUGCAGAAGUUUUCUUGUUUCCAUUUCUUGAGAUUGCGCAGAGAAAGUCUUGAUCGAAGGGAGAAAACCCAGAGCCUGACAUGGCAGUCGCUGCCAAUGGCGAGAAAUGCAAUUAGUUUUCUUACACGAUGAUAUUUUUUUCACAAUUAUAUGAUUGUAGCCGGGGAUGACGUCAGCGUGUCGUCAUCUCUCCGUCGCAAAGAAAAGAGCGGCGGAAGAUCGUCUUGAUCGAUUUCUCGGUUUGAUUCAGUGAUACGUUUUGCGAAGGAGAAGAAAUGUCUGCUUCCUGUCCCGUUUGCAAUCUCACUCUUCCUCUCUCCGAAAUUCAGAGCCAUGCUAAUGCCCAUUUCGAGAGUGAUGAAGAUGGUGUCCAGGACUUCUGCGAUGAGCAAUUGGCUCUGCAACUCGCCUCUUCUGAUCCUUCUCCUUCUUCAGCUACUUUUGACGAUUCCAUGGAUUUGGACGGGAAAGUCGCGUGCUUGGUGUCUUCACAAACCAAGAGCACAUUUUACAGAGUCAGACAAGAUGGUUUGAUUUGUCUGCUGAAAAACUGUUUGGAAUCUGAACUCAGAUCGAAACCGAAGCCCCAGGAAGGCGCUGCCUGUUUACUGUCGGGCUACGUUGAUCAUUUUCAGUGUAAUCCUUCAGAGGAUCUUGGUUGGGGUUGUGGAUGGCGUAACAUUCAAAUGCAAUGCUCUCACUUGCUUUCUCAUAGAGAAGAAGUUAGACCACUGCUUUUCGGGGCCUCUGGUUUUGUUCCUGACAUUCCCUCACUCCAGCUAUGGUUAGAGAUGGCUUGGAGUAAAGGGUUCGAUCUUGCUGGCUCUCUCCAUUUCGGUAAUCGGAUCUACGGUUCUAAGAAAUGGAUUGGAACUACUGAAUGUGCUGCCCUCUUGCGGUCUUUUGGCCUAAAAGCCAGAAUUGUUGAUUUUGCUCCCAAAAAAUCUGAAUCAUUGCAUCUUUCGGUUCCUGGUUCCGCCCUCGCUGGCAAGAGAAAGCCAUGCGGCCCUAUGGACAGAUAUGUCAUUAUGAAGCAAGAGAGUCACCCGGAAAACUCAGUUAAGCGAUGUGGUUCUAAUCCUUCUAGGAUCAGCAGAGAAGAGACUCUCAUGGAUUGGGUCUGGAAUUACUUUUCGGACAACAGCUGGAACAUGUCUUCCGGUGUUCGUUUGACAAGCAAAUCGCCCUUGUAUUUCCAACACGAUGGGCAUUCAAGAACGAUUAUUGGUAUUCAGAAAUGCUGGCGAGGAUUGAGUCAUCAGUACAAUCUCCUGAUUUUGGACCCGGCUGAUAGAACGGAAGCUCUAGAGACAUCACUCGUAGAGAAGAAGGGCUGGGAGAAGUAUUUCAAAAGAGGAGCUCACACACUGAAGCAGCCAGAGUAUCAGUUGUUGUAUGUUGAUGAUGGAAUUGCGAAUGGAGAGGAGUUGGAGCAGCUGAAGAUCAUUGAUAGCCUCUUUGUUGAAUUCUAGCGUUUGGCCGCGCAAAACUUUGGCUCUUUUUUCUGUCCUCCCCCCACCCACAGAAAUUAUUCAUUUCCCUUAGCUUUUGUAGUUCAAUUCAUUUGUCCUAAUACAAAGUUGUCUGAUUGUACUUUGUGCCUCUUCCAAAACAUUGAGUUUCAGAUCUCACCCCUUUAUGAAUGUGUAGAUGUUGGUUUUAAGAUUUGAUUUUAUGGUCUGAUA
Tarenaya hassleriana is the source of this 2117-nucleotide messenger RNA. Its product is annotated as zinc finger with UFM1-specific peptidase domain protein. The coding region runs from base 708 to 1904 and encodes 398 amino acids. The record is from RefSeq and is a predicted model, not a curated record. The transcript is spliced from 6 exons. NCBI's taxonomy places the organism in Eukaryota, Viridiplantae, Streptophyta, Magnoliopsida, Brassicales, Cleomaceae.